This is a messenger RNA of Dovyalis caffra, 768 nucleotides long. Lineage: Eukaryota; Viridiplantae; Streptophyta; Magnoliopsida; Malpighiales; Salicaceae. The record is from the annotation of a GenBank genome assembly.
AUGGCAUCAAUCUCAUCUCUAAUAACGCCACUACCCACAUUCACAAAGCUCACACUUUCAUCAAACCAGUCGAAACCCACUUUCCAAAUCCUCAAACCAUCAACCCCCUUUAACCAUUUCCCUAAACUCACACAUCUACAUAUAGUUCCAAACCCCAAAGCCCCCGAAAGGCUCUUUGCAGUAUCUGAAGAAACAGCACCAGCUGCUGCAGCAGAUCCUUCCUCAGAGGCUGCCAGGAGGCUUUAUGUUGGAAACAUUCCAAGGACUCUGACGAAUGAAGAGCUUACAAAGAUUGUUGAAGAACAUGGUGCUGUUGAAAAAGCUGAGGUUAUGUAUGAUAAGUACUCAGGCAGGAGUCGCCGAUUUGCAUUUGUCACGAUGAAAACUGUUGAGGAUGCAAAUGCUGCUGUUGAGAAACUGAAUGGCACUGAAAUUGGAGGCCGUGAAAUCAAAGUAAACAUCACGGAGAAGCCUUUGCAAACGUUGAAUCUGUCUUCUCUCCAAUCAGAUGAAUCUCAAUUUGUUGACAGCCCUUAUAAGGUUUACGUGGGAAAUCUUGCCAAGACAGUAACAACAGAUACACUCAAGAAAUAUUUUUCUGAGAAGGCUAAGGUUCUUAGUGCAAAGGUUUCCCGAGUUCCAGGGACCUCAAAAUCUAGUGGGUUUGGGUUUGUAACAUUCUCUUCUGAGGAGGAUGUAGAAGUUGCCAUAUCAUCUCUUAAUAAUUCUUUGUUGGAAGGGCAAUCAAUUCGUGUGAACAAGGCGUAG